Molecule: messenger RNA, 554 nt
Organism: Darwinula stevensoni
Lineage: Eukaryota; Metazoa; Arthropoda; Ostracoda; Podocopida; Darwinulidae
Source: the annotation of a GenBank genome assembly
AAAAUAUUUUUAAAAAGGCAGUACCCUUGUCUGCCUGAAGUUUUUUCUGGUUAAAUGGAAUCAAAUACAAGCUUAUCUGGUUGCUUGCAUUAUGAAUUAGUGAUGUGUAUGGCAUGCAGAGGAGAUGAAAAAGUAAGGCAAAGGUGAAAAUGUGUGACACAUUGCUAGUGAAGCAUUUGCCAUCUGCAUUCACUGAGCAUGAGAGGGAGAUAUUCCUGAAAAGAUUUGGUGCCAAGGAUGUCCAGUGCUUUGCUUCUCAGGGACCCAUGAAGAAUGCUGCCCUUGCAAGGUUCUCAAGUGCUGAGGAGGCAGAGCUGGCCCUAUUACAACUCCAUCAAAUCAAAGUCCAUGGGAAACGCCUUGUCAUCAUCUAUUUUUUCAAAGAGGAGGAGGGCCAAAGAAGGACAGAAAAUGCCUGGUUCCAAGGGCUCACUAUCUGGGCUGACAAAAGAUUCAUGGAUAACAUUGAUUACCUCAAAUAUACCUUAAUCACUGUUCAGCACCCACCCAUGGAUGGUGUCACAAACUCUUUUUACACAAUAGCAAUCACCUGA